Molecule: messenger RNA, 1590 nt
Organism: Penicillium roqueforti
Lineage: Eukaryota; Fungi; Ascomycota; Eurotiomycetes; Eurotiales; Aspergillaceae
Product: RNA polymerase II-binding domain-containing protein
Exons: 2
Coding region: 1-1590 (529 amino acids)
Biological process (GO): intracellular calcium ion homeostasis
Cellular component (GO): perinuclear region of cytoplasm
Source: RefSeq, a predicted model, not a curated record
AUGGCGACUCAUGGUGCUGUUAUCCUCAAGGCUGCAUUUGCAGCUUGUCUCUUACGCCCGGAUCCUACUUCGGUUCCUCGAGAUGAGAUAACCGCGUUCCACAUCUCCCUUGAGCGCGCGUUGUCGCAUUGCUCCCCAGCCAAUAUUCAGACCUGUAAAGCCUGGUUGCUUCGAUUUGUCGCAUUUUCAUCUAAUAGGGUCGGGGGUCUAGUCAAUUACCUGGAAGCUCUUGCUGCGUCUUUCUCACCAUCCCAGCCCACUGGAUCCAAACUUUCACCCAAGCGCCAACGCCUCCACCUACUGUAUUUGAUCAAUGAUCUGUUACAUCAUUGCAAGUUCCACCUGGACAGCCCUUCAACCUUCUCCACAGUGAGCGGGUCCCUGCAGCUACAUCUCGUGAAAUUGGUCGGCUACGCAGCGAGCUGUGAUCGCCAAAAGAACCCACGGCACCAUCGACGGCUAGAUGAGCUGCUAGAUAUCUGGUCUGAGCAGGAAUAUUUUCAUGCCGAGUUAGUCGACAAGCUUCGGGAAGUUGUGGUUAUGGGGUUGCCGAUAAGUUCCAACGAUGCGGCCAACGAACUAAACCCAGCCAAGAAGCCUGGCAAGAAUGUGCCCUUUGUCAUGCCAUCUACACACGGAGAUCCAUCGACGCGCUGGCACGAAGUUCGUGCAGGCAACAUUUAUGCCCACAUUAUUCCCGACUCGACUAUACCUAUUCGACCUGAUGACACGAAACCGAUACAGUUACUAGCAGGUCCUGCCGAUGCAAAUUCGGUGGGAGCCCUCAAAGCCUUUCUCGGUGAUGUGAACCAGCUCUUCGAUCCGGAAACCUCUGGGGAUGAUAGACAUGCAGACAUCGACCAGCUGGGCCAGACAGUGAUCCGGGGUGAGAACACAGGCGACAUUCUCGACGGCGAACACUACCACGGAUGGUCCCUGGAAUUCUGUCAACCCGCAGAUACAGACACCGAGCACUCGCGCGGCCGGAGUCGCAGCCAUAGUGGAUCACGAACUAAUAACAAGCGCCGGCGCUACAGCGACAGCUCUAUCAGCCAGUCCGAGUCACAAUCUCCGAGUGGAUCACGACCAUACAAACAUGGUUUCCGUCGCCACGAGGCACGAUCAAGAAGCCGUUCUCCACAGCGCUCACGAAGCCGCGAAAGCUCAUACACACCUCGGGAGCCGUCCACUUCACACUUCCCGCCACCUCACCAUCCUCAACAUCCCCCACCCACCAACUCCUUUCCCCCUACCCAUAUCCCUGGACAGUAUGCCCAUCCCAUGGGUCCCAACACCGGUUAUCCCCAAGUACCUGCACCCAACUACGGUUCUUGGCCUCCGCCUCCUCCGCAUAUGCCGACCAUGCCCUUCCCCCCACCUGGACCCGGGCCCUCUUCGUCAGCCUUCCCUCCUCCGUACUAUCCUCCACCUUCUAUGCCGCAGGGACAGAACCAAGGACAGAACCAGGGACAGCAGCAGGGGUACGGGAUAUCUCCGGGUCAGUAUCACUUCCCUCCUCCUUAUUCUGGGGGUCAGCAGGGUGGACCCUGGGGAGGAGCUCCUCCCCAGGGCGGCCGUGGCUGGCAAUAA